Messenger RNA from Coffea arabica (coffee), 963 nucleotides. RefSeq lists its product as uncharacterized. The record is from RefSeq and is a predicted model, not a curated record. Lineage: Eukaryota; Viridiplantae; Streptophyta; Magnoliopsida; Gentianales; Rubiaceae.
AUGGCUAUUGUUCUUAGAUUUGUGGACAAGCAAGGCUAUAUUCAAGAGAGAUUUUUUGACGUUGUUCAUGUGCACGAAACCAAUUCCUUGACUUUGAAGAAGGAGAUAUGUGAUGUCCUUUCUCGCCAUAAUCUUAGUGUGCAAAACAUUCGUGGCCAAAGAUAUAAUGGAGCUAGUAACAUGCGUGGAGAAUGGAAUGGACUGCAAGCAUUAUUUAUUCAGGAGUGCCCCUAUGCAUAUUAUAUUCACUGUUUUGCUCAUCGGCUGCAAUUAAUAUUGGUAACAACAUCUCAAGAGGUAAUUCCUGUGGAACAAUUCUUUACAUACUUAUCUCUUCUUAUAAAUUUAAUUUCAUCUUCUUGCAAACGUGUGGACCAACUUAGAGUUGCUAGAAUUGCUGAAUUGAUUGCUAUUGAUGAACUUGAGACUGGUAGGGGUCAGAAUCAGAUUGGUACCUUAAAACGGCCAGGGACUACAAGAUGGGGGUCUCAUUUUAGUUCUAUCUGUAGCUUAUUCAUAGAAUAUGAAGACAUUUGCUCUGUCCUAAUUGAUGUUAUCAAUUAUGGAAAUACAUCAACUCAAAGAAGGGAAGCUGACAGAGUUUACGAUUUCAUAACAUCCUUUGAUUUUGUUCUUGUUAUGCAUAUGAUGAGGGACAUUUUAGGAUUUGCACAAGUACUUUCUCAAGCUUUACAAUGCAAAUCUCAAGAUAUUUUGAAUGCCCUUAAAUUGGUUUCAGUAACAAAGGAUCGACUUCAAAGUUACAGAGAUAAUGGAUGGAAUGAAUUGUUCACAAAUGUAAAGACAUUUUGUGAUGCACGAAAUAUAGAGGUGCCUGAUAUGAAUGUCAUUUAUAAAGCAGGUCGAGGAAGAAUUCGAAAACAAAAUGAUCCAAUUACCAUGGAGCAUCACUACAGGAUUGAUGUGUUUUUGGCAACGGUUGAUUCUCAAAUACUUGAAUGA